Molecule: messenger RNA, 1035 nt
Organism: Biomphalaria glabrata
Lineage: Eukaryota; Metazoa; Mollusca; Gastropoda; Planorbidae
Product: FMRFamide receptor-like
Exons: 1
Coding region: 1-1035 (344 amino acids)
Biological process (GO): G protein-coupled receptor signaling pathway
Cellular component (GO): membrane
Molecular function (GO): G protein-coupled receptor activity
Source: RefSeq, a predicted model, not a curated record
AUGACAGAUUUGAACGUCUCACUUCUGCUGGAAGAAGUGUUGCAUCCUAGCAACGAUAAACAAAUGACAGAAUCAUUGCCUUUAGCCAUAUUUAUUGUAAUCAACAACACCUGCCUCUCUUCGAUCAUCGGAUUUCUGGGACUAGUCGCCAACGUCAUCAACUUGAUAGUCUUCUAUCGCCAUGGUUUAAACAGUUCUAUCAACAUCAGUCUCUUUGUUAUGGCCAUCUCUGACGUGUUCACCAUCAUCUUUGUCCUUGGGGCCAACCUCUGCUUUAAUCCAUACAUCGGGCAGUGGUCAGUUCCGGUUAAUUUCCCUGAGGUAUUCUACGUCACUGGAGGAUGGCCUGCAGGCGUGUCGUAUCGUAUCAGGCUGUACAUAAAUGUCUACACCACAGCAGAGAGAUGCCUGUGUAUCUUGUUCCCAUUAAAAAUUAAAACUAUAAUAACCCCAUUUCGUUCCAGGUUUAUAAUCGCGUUAAUAGUUAUAAUUAACACCUUAACUAUGGUUCCGGAAUAUUCGUCCAUUUACAUGGACUGGAGAUACGACAGCGUCAGAAAUGAGUCAGUGCUUGGUAUAGCCUUCAGAAGAGACAUACCGCAGACACAAGGUGUCACAUUUCUAAUGCACGUCUUUCUCGUGGUAAUCGGACUCCUCAGCGUCACUACAUUGACCUCCAUCUUGGUCAGCAAUCUUCGGCGUCAGACAAAAUGGCGCUUGAAGAGCAGCAGUGACGCCAGGCAGCAGUCGGCGUUCUCAUCACGUGACCGGAAGUCUCAGUUGAUGGUCAUUGUAGUGGCUACCUCAAUGGUUAUCUGCUACAUACCACUAACUUGUGUCUCAUUGGUCAGUGUUUUUGAGCCACAGUUUUCAAUUGUAGGGAAAUACUCCAGCAUUUUUGCUAACACUUGGGGUACGAUCUUCAUAAUCGGAAUGACCAACUCUAGUUCUAACAUCUUGAUUUAUUAUAAAAUGAAUUCUAAGUUUAAAACUACACUGCAAGCAAUGUUAUCCAGAACGAGAUCUAGUAUUUAA